Gongylonema pulchrum is the source of this 318-nucleotide messenger RNA. NCBI's taxonomy places the organism in Eukaryota, Metazoa, Nematoda, Chromadorea, Rhabditida, Gongylonematidae. The record is from the annotation of a GenBank genome assembly.
CCAGUUUCAGAUAACGUUGAAUACAAACCCAUAUGAAUGUGGAAUGAGCCACAUUGUAUUAGUGAUCUGUGAGCCGCUCACUGAGUUGCAAGGAUGGAGAACAGUGCCAAAACGCAUGGAAGUGAUUCGUAAAGAAGGGAGCGAAGAUAGAGUUGGACAGAUAACAUCGGGCACAUAUAGUGUGCGCCUCAACAGACCUCUUGCUUUCGCCUGGGUGCAUAUGGAUAUCACUCCGGAAGACAAGUCAAAUCAUCAAACAUGCUUCCAUCGUAUGUUCGUAAUAAUUUACCUGGUACUUUCAUGUUCAUGGCGGUGAAU